Aphanomyces astaci is the source of this 5512-nucleotide messenger RNA. RefSeq lists its product as hypothetical. The transcript has 4 exons. The record is from RefSeq and is a predicted model, not a curated record. Bases 22 to 5346 code for a protein of 1774 amino acids. Lineage: Eukaryota; Oomycota; Saprolegniomycetes; Saprolegniales; Verrucalvaceae. Gene Ontology annotation, biological process: plasma membrane organization.
GGGGAUUUUGACGUGACCAGCAUGGAACAGAUUCGCGUGCGUGUCGUCCGCGCGGAAGGCGUGCUCGGGACCGACGGGUUCGGAUCGAACAAGACGUCCGACCCGUAUGUGGUGCUGACGUACUUGGAUCACACGGGGGCCGAAAUGAAGAGCGAAGGCCGCAAAUCCAAGCACAUCGAGAAGACUCUCAACCCCGAAUGGAACUUCGAAUCUGUGAUCGGGAACGACGUCGACUUGCGCGUCGUGGAAUCGUUGGCAGUGAACGUCUUCGACAAGGGCGUAUUCAACAACGAACCCCUCGGUCGUGUGGUCGUGCCGAUGACGGACAUCAGAGUCGUGACGACCGGACAGCCGUUCCAAGUGAGCAUGCCGCUCGAAAAGUUUGGCAAGAUGAAGGCCGCGUCGGGCACUGUGGUGGUCGAAUUUGAAUCCGCCGCCGCACCGUCAUCGAGUUCGGCGGUGGCUGCACCUGCAGGAUCUGUGGGCAUCGACAUCCCCUCGGACUCGUCGGCACCAGCGUCGUCUGGUCCGCCGAACGUGCUGUUGGUAACAGUGGACAGCGCCAAAGGAUUGAAGGCGAUGGACAAGGGCGUGUCGAGCGACCCGAUUAUCCAUGUCGUGGUCAACAAGGUCAAGUUUACGACGACCAAGAAGGAGAAAGUACUCGCGGCCAUGUGGAACGAAAGCUUCAAGAUCCCCGUCACGGACGCGUCGCUCGACGUCGAGUUCAUCGUGGAAGACGUCGACACGUUCGGCAAUGACUUCAUGGGCCAAGUCAAAGUGCCGUUGGCGUCGUUCGUGGACUGCCAGGCGCAAACGCUGACGUUGGACCUGCUCAACAAAAAGUACAACAAGGAAGAGUUGGGGUCGAUCACGGUCAAGGUCCAAUGGAUCUACCACGCCAACGUGGACGAUGUCGUCGCGUCCAACAAGAAGAAGGGCGGCAACUUCUUGGACAAGAUGGUCAAGAGCAUUGGCGCGGGGGUGCCUGACGCCGGCGACGACGACGAAGACGCGGUGGACAUUGAAGCGGCCGACACAGUGCCAAAGAAGUCGGACGAAGAGCUGAAGAAGGAGAAGGAAGCGCGCGAAAAAGCCCUCGCGGACGAGAAGGCGGCACUCGAGAACAUCAACAUCCGAUCGGGGGAUUACACGGUGCAAGUGCACGUCAUCGAAGCGCGGGACUUGGUGCCCAAGGACGCGACGGGCACGUCGGACCCCGUCGUGUACGUUCAAGUGCUGGACCAGAAGCAGAACACCGCGACCAAGCACCAGACACUCAGCGCCGUGUGGGACGACGUGCUGAUCUUCAACUUUCGUAACUUGGACAAGGAGCAGAUGGAGAUGGGCGCGCUCAAGCUGUCCGUUAUGGACGCCAACACGUUCGAGCGCGCCGAGCUCAUCGGCGAAACCACGUUCGACACAUCGUUUGUGUACUCGAACAUGAACCACCAGAUUUGCAACAAGUGGAUUGGGUUGAUUGCCCCCGGUAGCGACAAGGUCCAAGGGUACCUCCGCGUGUCGAUUACGAUUCUCGGCCCCGACGACAAGUUUGUGCCGCCGCCUCCCAUUGGACCCAACGAGUCGGGCCUUGACGGAGUCCUCAUGCCCCCCAGUGUGCAGCAACAAGUCAAGUUCCUCGUCGUCAAGAUCCACAACGGCGAGCAUUUGCCCGCGAUGGACCAAAGCCUGGGCAAGCAAGGCAUUGACGCAUAUGUGGAAUGCUCGCUUGGCGGCAGCGGCGGCAACGCGUCGAUUCGGACGCGUGUCAAGACCAAGAAGGGCGAGCGACACCUGCUCAACCCUGCGUUCAACGACGACAUGUACCUGGUACUCCGAGAACCGAGUAUGGCGAGCAAAAUCACGUUCAAGGUCAUGGACUGGGACCGCGUGGGAAGCGACGAAGUCGUCGCGCAUGCGUACCAAAGCAUCAGCUUGAUCCGUAGCAUGAAUGGCGAGCUCGGGCCCAUGUGGAUCAACUUGUACGGGGCGCCGCUGCAACACGCUAAGGAGAACCUGCUCAACAAGGGCGACAGCAUCAAGACCCAAAUGAACACGUACCCUGAACAGGCGACGACGUACCGCGGCCGUCUGCUCGUGUCAUUUUCCAUUCAAGAAAACGUCAAAGAGCUCGAAGAAAUCAACCAGCGCGUCAAGGCGCGGCCGCUGCCGCCGUCGUUGCACCCCGCGACGAGCAUUUUCAAGUUUCGGGCGUUCCUCGGCACCGGCUCGGACAUUCCCCAGAUUCCGUCCCUAAACCCGCUCAAGAACUCGCGCAUGCAAGUCAUCAUCACAUGCGGGUUGUUUGAGCUUGCGUUUGAACGCCAGCACAACAACAAGGGGCUGGUCGUGUGGAACCAGCUCAUCGAGAGCGGCCCCGUGGCCUUCCCGAUGCCCAUCGACGGCGACUAUUCGCAAAUUCCGGAUGUGUUUGUGUACUUGUGCAAGGGCGGCAGCGACAAGAUGAACCCCCGCAAGCAAAUCGCGUUCAAGCGGUACACGGCCAAGGACCUAGUGGAAGCCAACAUGGCCAUCGAGCCCAAGUGGAUCACGCUCAAGGAAGACCCUUGUGUGGAUGCGCUGGGCGACGAAGCAUUCCCAGGCAACAUCUUCUUCAACCUGGGCCUCGCCCCCAUCGACGUGGCCGACCUGUCCAAAGCGGCGUGGGUGUCGUACUACGACAAGGAAACACUCGAGAAGCGCCACAAGUACCAAGUCCGCGUCAACAUUUUCCAAGCGCGGCAGCUGCCAGCAUUGGACGACGACGGGUUGAGUGAUCCGUACGCCAAGGUGCGGUUCAUGGGCGAGGAGAAGAGACUAAAGGAAAAAAAAAAGACGGUCAACCCUACGUGGUACGAAACCCUCACGUUUGACUGCGAUUUGCCGCCCCCGGAAUUCCUCCACUUCUCCCCCCAGGUGGUCAUUCGCCUAAUGGACUGGGACAAUGGUAUUGGUGACAGCGGCCACGACUACAUGGGGUCGGCAUUCGUGUCGAUUUCGUCGUCCGAUGUACGGGAACCCGACGACCCGCGCCCGUUGCCGCAGCCCAAAUGGUGUGGUAUCAUGCAACAAGAGGAAGGCGACACGGAAGGCGCGGUGCUGGCGUCCGUGGUCGUGGUCAAGAUGGACCAGCCAGACAUGGAACUGCCGCCCCCCGAGUCGAUUGUACCCGCCGUGCGCAAGGCGUACGUCGAGAUCAUCGUGCUCGGGCUGCGUGACAUGCGACCGUACCAGUUUUUGCCCAUUCAGUUGCCGUUCAUCGAGUUUACGUUGGGCGGGCGCGAACACGCGAGCCAGGAAAUGAAAACGGAAAAGUCCAAGCGUCCAUCCGGCGAGAACCCCAACUUUCUGCAACGCAUUGUCCGCGAAGUUGAGCUCCCGGAAGACUCGCUGUUUGCCCCGAUGCUCAACAUCAUGGUCAAGGACACGCGGUUGGGCGGGUGGAAUACCCCCACGAUCGGGAACGCUUCAAUUGACAUGACAACGAAAUUGCCGUGGAGCAAAGGGUACAUUGCCCCGCAAAGCCUCGACCUGGACGACAUCCAAACGAAAGUGGCCGAGGAAGACGGCGACGACGACGACGACGAAGCGUCGGGGUUGUUGAACAGUCAAAAAGGGUCGAAGGAGGACUUUGGUGCGGGUGUGUUUGGGGCGUUGACGUCCAUGAACGUGGAAAUCAACUUGGACGAUCCGGCGUUGCUCACCGGAAGUGGCGCCGACGCCGCGCUGGUUCCGGACGAACCCGACGACGAGAGUGCCGCCGAUGAGUACGAAAUCAAGCGCCGCAAGUACAUGAAGAACCGCGACGAACGUGGCGAACCGUUGGAACUCGAAGUGCUCAAGACGCGCCCGUUUGAAACGUACAAGUUGACAAUUGGGCAAAAGAAGAAGAAGAGCGGGUUCAGCUUGUUCAAGAUGGGCUCCAAGAAGCCCCCCCCGGCCGCAGAAAGCGGCACGUUCCACAUUGCCGGCAUUUUCAAGGGGCUGGUGCGUGUGAUGCUGGACAAGGACGAGGAACCGCUGAUCAACCUCGAAAAGCUGCUCACGCCCAUGCCGUACCAAGUGCGCGUCUACAUCUUGAACGGUGAGAACUUUAUGCCGAUGGACCCUGGUCUGAACGGCGCGCCGGGCAAGUCCGACCCGUACUUGGUGCUCCGACUCGGCAAGGACAAGAUCAACGACCGCAAAAACUACGUUGAAGACGUUGUGGACCCCGACUUUUACAAGUUGUACGAGUUCAACACACACUUCCCCGGCGCGUCCACGUUGUUUAUCGACGCGUACGACUACGACUUGAUUGGCGGCGACGAUCUCAUUGGGUCAACGACCAUCGAUUUGGAAGAUCGGUUCUUUGACAAAAACUGGCAACUCCUCGGGGAAGAGUUCCACACGGUCAACCCUGUGUGCCGAUGGGGCCCCAAGCCCGUGGAACAGCGCCCGCUACACAUCAAAACGUCCAAGGCGCAGAUGGGUCAGCUCAAGAUGUGGGUCGACAUUUUAUCGCCAAAGGACGCGGCCACGUACGAACCUGUGGACAUUGCGCUGCCCCCCCCCCAAGAGUACGAGCUGCGCGUGGUUGUGUGGAAGACCAAGGAAGUGCCGAGUUUUGACGAACUGACCGACAUGAACGAUUUGUUUGUGCGAUGUCAGUUGGAAGGUGGCGACUAUCAAGACACAGAUAUCCACUGGCGGGCGAAAAAGGGCAAGGCGAGUUUCAACUGGCGCAUGAAGUUCCCCGUCACGCUAGGCCACAAGCAGCACAACUCCAAGUUCCCGUACUUCAAAAUGCAAAUGUGGGACAAGGACAUUUUCUCGGCCAGCGACUGCAUCGCCGAAGGGCUGUUGGACAUGUCGGCCCACUUCAAGGAAGUGUGUAAGCUCAAGGCGCCGUUGCAAAUCUUCAAGGACAAGAAACCAAAGAAGAAGGAGAAGGAAACCCCCAAGCAAGCCGACAACAACGACACGAUUCAGUCCAUCAAGGAAUCAACCGGGUUGUGGGACAUCAACCCGAGUGACUCGACGUGGAUCAAGCUGGAGCGACUCAACCGCGAGACCAACGUGAAGGAACCCAUGGGCGCCAUCUGCAUCAGUAUGGAGCUCGUGCCCAAAGAAAAAGCCAAGGUCACCCCCCUUGGCCACGGGCGCAGCGACCCCAACAACAGUCCGUUCUUGCCCCCGCCGGCGGGGCGCCUCAAGUUCAGUAUGAAUCCGUUCUACGUGUUCAACGAACUGCUCGGUCCCAAGAUCUGCCGCCGGGUCAUGUGCUGCUGCUGCUGUCUCCUGCUCAUGUUGUUGAUGUACUUCUUCGGCCCCAUUAUCAACUUGUUGAUCGUCAUGUUCAAGUAAAGUGCCGUUGUGUCACACGCCUCCUCCCUCCUGUAGUUGACUGUUGGGGAGUUGGAUUAAUGAACGAAAAACAUGCUUUUUUAUACCUUACGAGUACAAUAGUACGAACUACCAUGUCGGGGCACGCUGCCUACUGUAGUUAAAUGUACCACCAAUCUAAACACAA